AUAGAGAUCGAAAUUCUCUUCAUUUUCUCAGGCUCCAAUGUCGCUGGACUUAGCUCGUUGAUCAUCGUACAAAAAGCUUGCUCGUAGCUAUCAGCUCCCCGGAGAAGAAGAUGGUGCGGAAACAGUUUCAACAGGCUAAAACUGGAAUAGAGGCAUUGAAGUCAAUGGAUGCUAACAACUACUUGAAGAAGGUUGGAUUAGGGCGUGACGAUAUGUUCUUUUGGAAACAAGUGGGAAAAGCAUUGCUAUGCACUUACACAAUCUUUGGUAUGGCUUGGAUUUACAAUGAAACGUCUCCUUUAGGUUGGUGGACGCUGAAGCCAAGACCAAAGGAAGAGAGAGAAUUGGCUCAUUUGUAUGAGCGGCGUGAGUUUCCUUAUCCUGGUGAUACAGAGGCUAUGGAGGAUUUUGUUGCAAAGGGGGGAAUGAUUGGUACUGCAAUUGGACCGAAAGGAAUUGUUGAGUCCGAAGGUGAGGCUGAUAAUUACCAGAAGGAAAUGGAGAAGAAGAAGUUUGAUAAAGAGGCUCAGAAACUGUGGUUGAGAAUGAGGAAUGAGGUUAUUACUGAACUUCAAGAGAAAGGGCAUAAUCUUGAAUAAGGAAGUGCAAUAGGGUUUUGAUAAAUAAAAAAGCUGUGUGUAAUUUAGGGUGUGUAUCAGUUAGACUAAGGAUUCAACCACUCGUACAAGUGUUUCUGUCUACGUAUAGCUGAAAGUACUAUACUGGUUGAUGUUCUUGCUCUUGGGGAAGUAGCUCUUGUCCUUUAUUGGUGGCUUGAUUCAUGUUUUGGCUUAAACCCUUUGGAAUAUAACUUGAUGCUUUUUGCCCCC
Molecule: messenger RNA, 830 nt
Organism: Arabidopsis thaliana (thale cress)
Lineage: Eukaryota; Viridiplantae; Streptophyta; Magnoliopsida; Brassicales; Brassicaceae
Product: homeobox prospero protein
Exons: 2
Coding region: 111-599 (162 amino acids)
Source: RefSeq, marked reviewed